UAAUACAGACCUAAUUUGAUCAUGGCAGCCCAAUAAGAUAAUGGAUUCUUUCCUAGCUACUUACAAUCAAUAUUUUUCUUUAUUUUCUUCAUAUUUUUCCAAGGAUAUGAACCUAAAAAUACAAAGUAAUACAAUUGCUAUUCAAGCAUUCCUUUGGGAUAUGGAAAUAUUUAAUAAAAGAACAUUACUAAGAUUAUUGAAUAUAGAUGAUUUUCUUAAUUUAUUUUUUCAUAUCCAAGUGGACCAUACUAACCCUAAAUUUUCCAAGCAAUUCAUCUUUAUUUCAACUCUCAAUAAUUACAAUUGUGUAAAAAACUCCAUAAACAUCAUUUUUCUAGUUUUAAUAGUUAUCCACAUGGAUGACUUUUCCCUUAUAUCUAAGAUGAGAAAUUAGAUGUUAAUGGUCAAUCGAAUCGCCGAGUGUUAUCGUACCUACCAAUUGGAUCACUAUAUACAAUGGUAUAGAAUAAGGAUAGAGGUUUCUCCACAUUCCUUUUACAUAGAGUUUCAUUUUUAUUUUAGUUUUUGUCAUAAAAUAUGAUGAAUUUGUGUCUGAGGGAGUCAUGGAGACAGCAAGUUAUUAUGAAACAUAGUGUAACUAUGAUACAUAAUAGGGAUUAGAAGGGUAUGUUGGAAUUUCCACUACAAGUUAGGAUAGAGUUAGCAGUAGAAUUGGUACUACCUCAAAAGUAAAAAUGUAGAAUACAAGAAAGAAACCAAAAGAUAAGGUUGAGGCCUAGCAUAAAAUUAAUUAGAUUAAAAUCAUAUCACAUGAACAUGUAAUUUAGCAUUUUUUUUUAAUUCCAAGAGCAUAACAAGCUAAUUACUUUUUUUCUUAAUUUUUUAUAGGUGUAUCGAAGAAAAUAAUUGUGACAGGUAAUAUUCUAUUCAUACAUAUUUUAUUAUAGAGAUAAAGAUUCUUAAUUUGGUUAUUUUAUCUAUUUAUUUAUAUAAAAAAGUUUAAGUUUUCUUCUUCUUAUGUACGCAAGUGCAAUCUUUGGUUUCUUUCUUCUCGUGUUAGUGAUUAUUAUGCUUUCUCGUGUCUAUAGCUCAGAUAAAGUAGAAAGAGAUAAUAGAGUAACGUUUAAAAAGUUUCUAGAAGACUAUGAAGCUCUCAAACCCUCAAGAUACUCCUAUGCUGAUGUUAAAAGGAUUACAAGUCAAUUCAAAGAUAAAUUAGGCCAAGGAGGAUAUGGAACUGUGUACAAAGGAAAGCUUUCAGAUGAAGUUUUUGUUGCAGUAAAAAUCCUUAACAAUUCUCAAGGAAAUGGGGAAGAGUUCAUCAAUGAAGUGGCAAUAAUGGGUACAAUCCACCAUGUUAAUAUAGUUCGCUUAAUUGGAUUUUGUGCUGAUAGAUUUAAACGAGCUCUAAUUUAUGAGUACUUACCAAAUGAGUCAUUAGAGAAGUUCAUAUUUUCAAGAGCUAUUAAGAACUAUUUACUUAGUUGGAAGAAACUUCAAGAAAUUGCUAUAGGUAUAGAGAAAGGAAUUGAGUAUCUUCAUCAAGGUUGUGAUCAAAGAAUCCUUCAUUUUGAUAUCAAACCUCAUAAUAUAUUACUUGAUCACAACUUUAAUCCAAAGAUUUCUGACUUUGGUUUAGCCAAAUUGUGCUCCAAGGAACAAAGUGCAGUCUCUAUGACAGUUAUAAGGGGAACAAUGGGCUAUAUCGCUCCAGAAGUGUUAUCUAGGAAUUUUGGGAAUGUGUCUUAUAAGUCAGAUGUUUAUAGUUUUGGAAUGUUGUUACUUGAAAUGGUUGGAGGAAGGAAGAACAUUGAUGUUAGUGUGGAGAGUAGUAGCCAAGUAUACUUCCUAGAAUGGAUUUAUAAUCAUUUGGAUAUAGGAGAAGAAUUGCAUAUUCGAAUUGAAGAAGAAAGAGAUGUUGAGAUUGCAAAGAAAUUAGCAAUUGUUGGACUUUCAUGUAUUCAAUGAUGUCCAGUGGAUCGUCCUUCCAUGAAUAUUGUGGUUCAGAUGUUGGAAGGAGGAGACAAGUUAACCAUGCCUCCUAACCCUUUUGCUUCUACAGUUUCAACAAAGACAAACUUGAGCAAGCCAAGGAGAGUUUUUCAACAAGAGUUGACAAUAAUUUCAGAAGUAGAGUAAAAAUAAUUGUCCACAUGUUCAAAUUAUUAUGAAUGUAUAAUUUGAUAAAAAUUCA
Vitis vinifera (wine grape) is the source of this 2155-nucleotide messenger RNA. Its product is annotated as rust resistance kinase Lr10-like. Bases 979 to 1929 code for a protein of 316 amino acids. The transcript has a single exon. Gene Ontology annotation, biological process: protein phosphorylation. Lineage: Eukaryota; Viridiplantae; Streptophyta; Magnoliopsida; Vitales; Vitaceae. The record is from RefSeq and is a predicted model, not a curated record. Gene Ontology annotation, molecular function: protein kinase activity; ATP binding.